CCAAGCAAGAUUAUCUACAUUGGCAACCUGUUCUUCGAGGUCACCGCGCCACAACUCGAGGCUGAAUUCGGACGAUUUGGCGAAGUCACCAACAGCCGCAUUGUCACAGACACCAACGGAAGGAGCAAGGGUUUUGGUUUUAUUGAGUUCGCAAAUCGGGAUGACGCGGACAGAGCUAUCCGAGAGUUGGACCAGAAGGUCUUCGAGGGCAGACGCAUGUCUGUGCAAUACCACGUCCCUCGGGAGCGAAACAAGGCUCAGCGCAAUGUGAAUACCAAGCCGAGCAAGACAUUGUUCAUCGGUAACAUGUCUUACCAGAUGAGCGAUCGCGACCUAAAUGACCUCUUCCGACAGAUUCGCAACGUGCUCGACGUGAGAGUCGCCAUCGAUCGCCGAAGCGGACAGCCACGUGGUUUUGCUCACGCUGAUUUCGUCGACGAGGCGAGUGCAACCAAGGCUAAAGAGUUGCUCGAGCAGAAGGUGGUGUAUGGCCGGCAAUUGCGUGUGGACUACUCAACGUCUACCCCAGCCAGCCCA
Molecule: messenger RNA, 537 nt
Organism: Pseudocercospora fijiensis CIRAD86
Lineage: Eukaryota; Fungi; Ascomycota; Dothideomycetes; Mycosphaerellales; Mycosphaerellaceae
Exons: 2
Molecular function (GO): RNA binding
Source: RefSeq, a predicted model, not a curated record